ACUCGGUGGUGCCUCCCUUUGAAUCCUCCGUGUGGAAACAAACCUCCUCCUCCUCCUCCUCCUCGGUGUUUGAGCGCCCGCUGGCUGUCAUUCGUCCAAAGACGGAGAUCCAGCCGGUGCGAUCGUCGUGGCGCUGGCGGAGUGGUGGAGCAGCGAGAGCCGCAUGUAAAUGAACACCUCCACCUCCUCCAGCACCUCCUUCACCUGAGGAUCUCCACGCGGGGCAGACUGUGACUUGUCCCGUCAUCAUCAGAGGAGAAGCAGCUCGCCUCGUGCAGGAGAUAAAGAGGUUAAACUGCACUACUUUUCUUUUUUUUUUUUUUUUUUUUUUGUAACGUUGUCCGAUAAUCGCUGCCGUGUGGCGCCCGACGUCUCUCUGCUCCAACACGGACACAGCGCCUCUCUGCCGACACCUGCUGACCAUGUGGAGCGUGUGCGCAGCGGUCCUGGCACUCGCCGCCGCCGUCGCCCUCGGCUCGGCGGACUCGGACGCACACAGGCCGAGACACGACUCCAACCUCGAGAUCUACAAGCGGCUGUUUGAGACCAAGAGGAAAGAUCAGCUGAACGCGCUCAAGAAUCUGGUAGAGCUCAACGACAUCAAUCAACAGUACAAGAUCAUAGACAUCAUGCUCAAAGGACUCUUCAAGGUGCUGGAGGACUCGAGACAAAUCCUGGUUUCGGCCAACAUGCAGCCUGAUGACCCUUUCCCGAUGGACGAUAAGAUCAAAGAAGCUUAUUCCCACGUGGUGGAGAAUACGGCGUUUUUUGGCGACGUGGCGUUGCGUUUCCCCCGCAUCGUCCACCACUACUACGACCGGAACUCCGACUGGAGCGGCCUGCUGCGCUGGGGGCUGAAUUUCUGUAACCAGACGGGGGUUUUCACAGGAGGAGCCCACCAGCAUGUCCUCACACUCAUGUCACAGGAGCUGGGAAUAACGGAGAAAUCCCCAGACUUUACAAACCCGUACCGCACAGAGAGAGACGACGUGCUCCACACUGCCGAGGCUUUCCAGAAGAUCCUGAGGGAGGAGGAGAAGAGGAGGAGGAAAGAAGAGAAGAGGAAAGAAAUCAGGAAAGGCCCACGCAUCUCUCGCUCCCGCACCGAGCUAUAGCACUGCACCUCAGUGUUUGUGGAGAGCAGGGACCAACAGAGAGAGAGAGAGGGAGAGAGAGAGAGGGGGGAUGGAAGCCUACGCACAGUCCACAAGGGGUGGCUUGACUUGUAGACUCCGAUGACGGUGAAGUACAAAAAAAUAAAAGCCAGGUGCUCUGUUGUAAGACGGGAGAGAGAGAGGGAACUUCAGAGUGACACGAUAACGGUAAAAGUGGAAGUGGAGGUUGAGUCAGUCUGUGACGAAAGCCUGAAUCGCUGCACACUUACAGUGAUUUAUCAUUUGGAAAUCUUUGUACGAGAGGCGAAAGCUGCCUCCGGGAAGAGGAGUCGAUAAGGGUACACACACUUUUUUUGAUAACUUGAGGAUUACAUAACUGUACUUUUGGAAUAUCAUUAAUUUUAGUCUAAUAAAUUUGCUUCGAACCUUUGCAGAAACCUCACUGUAAUUGUGUCUGGUCUAAGAUUUAACGUGUCUAAAACUCAUACGCUUCAAAUCUUGUGUGGUUGCCAAAUAUAAAUUUGACCCCAUCUCGUUAAAUUUGGCCGGUUUCUGGUUAGUUUACGCUUGAAUCGAUGGUUCUGUUUUAGUUUUGAUUUGUUUGAGAGAUUUCCAGAGAGAUGUUUGUGAAUAGGCAGAUUCAUGUUCUUACUGCUGCUCCGAGUUUAAAGGACACAUCUAUAAACAGUAUAACGGUAUAUAUCGAUUGGUUUGAACUCUUCUUUUAUCACCAUGAUCGUCUGUGAAUUUUCCUUUUCCAUAUUUUUGUAAUCUCUUGUAAAGCAGUUAUCAUUCCGCACCAGUAUCUCUGUCUGUUUACCUUUAUUUGAUCACGUCAACCAGACGGACAGUACGACCCUCCAUCCUGCAGCCCUGCACCUGUUUCUGUGUUUAAAUAUUUUUUAUUUCGGAUUUUUAUGAUUUUUUUUUGUUGACAAAACGACAUAUUUUAAUGGUUUAGAUCUAUGGAAUUGAGAUUGAUGUAAUUUUGAAAUAGUAUUACGACUGUUAUUAAAAAAACAAACUAUAUGUAUAUUCAGAGAAAGAAUAUCAUUGCUGCAGAAUGAACAAGCCAUUUUGUUAUCAAAUCUAAUGAAAUAAAGUGACUCUGAUAUGUACAAAAAAAAAA
Larimichthys crocea (large yellow croaker) is the source of this 2244-nucleotide messenger RNA. RefSeq names its product coiled-coil domain containing 134 (gene ccdc134). Bases 423 to 1115 code for a protein of 230 amino acids. The record is from RefSeq and is a predicted model, not a curated record. The transcript has 7 exons. Lineage: Eukaryota; Metazoa; Chordata; Actinopteri; Sciaenidae.